Messenger RNA from Bacidia gigantensis, 582 nucleotides. RefSeq lists its product as uncharacterized. The record is from RefSeq and is a predicted model, not a curated record. Bases 1 to 582 code for a protein of 193 amino acids. The transcript has 4 exons. Lineage: Eukaryota; Fungi; Ascomycota; Lecanoromycetes; Lecanorales; Ramalinaceae.
AUGGCGCGGACUUUCCAAACAGCGGAAGGCGCCUGUAACAAAAUUAUGGGAAGGCGCGAAAACCCCUAUACAGGUCGGCAGGCGUUACAAUCUCCCAACAUUAAAUUACGGUACAAUAGAGGCGCUCUUCUCUCUGCGCCCCUUGCAUCCUCCCAUCAACCGCACCGCUCUCCAGCAGAACGAUAUCCUAUGUUACCAAAAGCAUUAGACUUUCGGCUCGGGCCGACCCCUACACCAUUGGCACCUCCAGCGAAGAGAGUUCCUCCGUAUGUACCCACGCAACACAAGACUGCCAGAUCCACCGCACCACAAGGCUACCAAAUUUACUCCGUUCACCAUCCGAACAACCAUGAACAUGAUAACAACGGAGAUGACAUGUCUGGUGCAAUCGCUGAGCCGAAGUCGAUGAAGCAGAGAGAGUUGAAGGAAACAAAGGAAGAGAAAACGGAGAAUGAGAAGUCACCCGUGGAGAAUGCGAGGGCACGGGCUGGACGGAGUUUUUCGAAAGUAUCAGUCGAUGAUUGGAGUGUUGACUCUCCCGAAGAGGAGAAUGCGGGAGGCGAGGAAGCCAAGCGAAGAUAG